Molecule: messenger RNA, 312 nt
Organism: Marasmius oreades (fairy-ring Marasmius)
Lineage: Eukaryota; Fungi; Basidiomycota; Agaricomycetes; Agaricales; Marasmiaceae
Exons: 1
Coding region: 1-312 (103 amino acids)
Source: RefSeq, a predicted model, not a curated record
AUGAUUUAUGGUUCACCGGCACUUAUGUACAAGUACGGCUGUCAAAAUGGUACUUGCUUACUGGACCCCAAUUCGAACCUGAAGUCACGGACUUUUUUCAACAUUUCGCAGCCAUGGCUGACUAGUAUUCGCCACCGGAUUGCCUCUGGGUAUGUUGCCAAGAUGGUUCUCAUCUUUUCGAACGACCCUGGUGCCUCUUCGUUCGAUAUGAAGACGCUCGGUGGCCACUUCACUUAUACCGCUGUCGAAGAGAUCAUGUCUACCUUCAAAGGAAUUCACUUGAAGAAGCGAACCGACGUAUCACUUGCUUGA